AUGGCUCAGACGUCCGCGCCAGAAGUGGAACUAUUCUAUCCUGACGGAUUGAUGGCGGACUUUACAGCAAAGCGUCAGCACCGCAAGCUUUCCGAAAAAGCUAGAAGAGACCGCAUGAAAACGGCGCUCAAAGGUUUGUCGGACGUUAUGUCCCACCGCGCAUGUCCCGAAGCAGCUGGAGGUGCAUUGCACCAGGACAUUAAUGGAAACAGCCAAAGCAAAGAGGUUGCGGGCGGAUUUCCCUCGGAACAUAGCGACAGGGUAUCCGUAGUAGAGGCAGCUACUCUCUAUAUUCACCAGUUACAAAAGAAGCUCGCGGAGACAAAUCACAGGCUGGAUGAGGCAAGCCAUUCUGGCAUGGCAAAUCUAGAGAAGAAGACGAAUAUGUAA
Penicillium brevicompactum is the source of this 390-nucleotide messenger RNA. Its product is annotated as helix-loop-helix DNA-binding domain-containing protein. The transcript has a single exon. Lineage: Eukaryota; Fungi; Ascomycota; Eurotiomycetes; Eurotiales; Aspergillaceae. Gene Ontology annotation, molecular function: protein dimerization activity. Bases 1 to 390 code for a protein of 129 amino acids. The record is from RefSeq and is a predicted model, not a curated record.